Nymphaea colorata (pocket water lily) is the source of this 1046-nucleotide messenger RNA. Its product is annotated as CASP-like protein 4C2. The transcript has 3 exons. The record is from RefSeq and is a predicted model, not a curated record. The coding region runs from base 311 to 955 and encodes 214 amino acids. Lineage: Eukaryota; Viridiplantae; Streptophyta; Magnoliopsida; Nymphaeales; Nymphaeaceae.
CGCUUCUUUACACAAAAGAUGAAAAACUCCCCCCUCUUUUUUCUUGGGCUGCUUGGUUCACCCUCUCUUUUCAAAACCUUUCGGGCCUCUUUCCUUUAAAUGUCUGGUGCCGUGGGAAGCUUGCUUUCCCUCUCUCUUCCUCUCUGGCCUCGCUUCCCUUCUCGUGAUUUUGAUGUGAAUGCUGCCCUCAUAAAUAAAGUCCCUCUCUCGCUUUCUCUCUGUGCUUGCUGCUUCUUCCUCUUCGAGUGGCUUCCUCUUAUUCUUUUAUGGUUGCGAAUCCCAUCUUGGUGCUCUGCUGUUCCCACCGAGGAUGCGAUCGCCGGAGUUCUUGAGGAACGGCGAGGUCCAGGUGAGCCCGCGAGGAGGAGGGCAAACUUCGUCGGGGGCGAGGCGGAGGGGAGGGGGAAUGGGAGGGUUCCAAUCGACGGUGUCUCUGCAGAAGCUGAGGAGGUUCAACACCAUACUUCUCGCGCUCCGAGUCGCCGCCUUCUGCUUCCUCCUCGCCGCCACCAUCUUCAUGGCCAUGAACUCCCAUGGCUCCUUCUCCACCAGAUGGUUCGACUACGACUCCUUCAGAUACAUGGUCGCAGCGAAUGCCAUUGUCGGCGUCUACUCUUUCUUCGAAAUGGGGGCCGCUCUCUGGGAGAUGCUGAACGGGAGCACCAUAGUGCCUGAGACAAUCCAACUGUGGUUUGAUUUCACUCAUGAUCAGGCAUUCGCUUACCUGCUCUUCUCCGCAAACUCAUCUGCAACCACACUGACGCAGAACUUGAGGAGCAACCAGGUGUGUCCUGGGUUCGACGCGCCAUGCGCAGGCACAAGCGCGUUCUGCAUCCAGUCCUACCUUGCUCUCGCCUUUGGCUUUGCCGGAUUCCUGUUCCUGGCCGCGUCCGCCGUCCUCUCCGGCUUCCGGGUUGCGUGUUUUGUUAUUACUGGUUCCCGGUAUCAUGUGUAAGAAAGGAUGGUUACGUAGGAUCACAGAAAGGAACUAGCUGUACUUGUGCAAUUCCCUCCUUAUGGGAUUUGAAUUUUUCAUUUACUUUUUC